This is a messenger RNA of Ceratosolen solmsi marchali, 443 nucleotides long. RefSeq names its product BRCA1-A complex subunit BRE. Gene Ontology annotation, cellular component: BRISC complex; BRCA1-A complex. NCBI's taxonomy places the organism in Eukaryota, Metazoa, Arthropoda, Insecta, Hymenoptera, Agaonidae. Gene Ontology annotation, biological process: double-strand break repair. The record is from RefSeq and is a predicted model, not a curated record. The transcript is spliced from 3 exons.
AUGUACAAGAAGUAUACACAGCCUUUGAUAAAGUAAGUUAUGAUUUGCUACAAUUUUUAUAUACAUAUAUCAAAAAGAAUGAUUCUAAAGAUAGAUACUAUUUCCAAGAAUAUGCAAAAGAAGAAAAAUUUUAUUGCGGUACUGUUAGUAUUAUUCUCUCCCUUUGUAAUAGAAUACGAUAUUAUAGGCUACAGAAAAGCCUCAUUGUUAUUUAAAUAUUCAGAUGGUACAUUUAUUUUGAUAUUCACGUUACCAGAUAGAUUUCCAGACAAACAAUUUUCAAUGAAUUUACAUCCUGUACAUUAUAUGCCAGAUAAAGAAAUAUUUAAUAGAAAUAUGAUAGAUUUUCCAUAUAAUUCUAAAUGGGAAUCAGAAAAUAUGAUCAUUGAAGCAGUAAAAUAUAUCUUUGAAAAAUUAAUUAAAAAUGAUUAAAUGUAACUAUC